Messenger RNA from Amaranthus tricolor (Joseph's coat), 1726 nucleotides. Its product is annotated as mitogen-activated protein kinase homolog MMK1-like. Lineage: Eukaryota; Viridiplantae; Streptophyta; Magnoliopsida; Caryophyllales; Amaranthaceae. The coding region runs from base 167 to 1372 and encodes 401 amino acids. The record is from RefSeq and is a predicted model, not a curated record. Gene Ontology annotation, biological process: intracellular signal transduction; protein phosphorylation. The transcript has 6 exons. Gene Ontology annotation, cellular component: cytoplasm; nucleus. Gene Ontology annotation, molecular function: MAP kinase activity; ATP binding.
AAAUUUACCAAAAAGCCAUCCUGAUUUAGAAAAGGAGAAGAAAAAAGGAAAACAGAAUAACAGAAAACAGAUCCUCUCUUUCCUCAAUUCCCCAAAUUUCUAGGGUUUCUUCCAAUUUGAUUAAAUAAGAAAUCCACAGCUCUAGGCUCUAGCUCAUCUAUUAUCCAUGGAUGCCUCAGCUCCUCAACCUUCCGAUACUGAUAUGAUGGAUGCUGGUAUUCCUCCACCGGAAAAUCCACCUCCGGCAAACGAUCAUUCACAAAUUCCACAACAGCAGCAGAUAAGUAUUCCGGCUACUUUUAGCCAUGGUGGAAGGUUUAUUCAAUACAACAUUUUUGGCAACGUUUUUGAGGUUACUGCCAAGUAUAAACCUCCUAUUAUGCCUAUUGGCAAAGGCGCUUAUGGCAUCGUCUGUUCUGCUUUGAAUUCGGAGACUAAUGAGCAUGUUGCGAUCAAGAAGAUUGCGAAUGCUUUUGAUAAUAAAGUUGAUGCUAAGAGGACUUUGCGUGAGAUCAAGCUUCUUAGGCAUAUGGAUCAUGAAAACGUUGUUGCGAUAAGAGAUAUCAUACCACCUCCUCGAAGGGAAGUAUUUAAUGAUGUAUAUAUUGCAUAUGAACUGAUGGACACUGAUCUUCAUCAGAUAAUUCGUUCUAACCAAGGGUUGUCUGAAGAACAUUGUCAGUAUUUCCUCUACCAGAUACUUCGGGGACUGAAGUACAUUCAUUCUGCCAAUGUUCUUCACAGGGAUUUGAAGCCUAGCAAUCUCUUGCUUAAUGCCAACUGUGACUUAAAAAUUUGUGAUUUUGGACUAGCUCGUGUGACAUCAGAGACAGAUUUUAUGACUGAAUAUGUUGUGACAAGAUGGUAUCGAGCACCAGAAUUAUUAUUGAAUUCUUCAGAUUAUACUGCUGCUAUUGAUGUAUGGUCAGUAGGUUGUAUAUUUAUGGAGCUGAUGGAUCGCAAGCCUCUAUUUCCAGGCAGAGAUCAUGUGCACCAGCUACGCCUGCUUAUGGAGCUGAUAGGCACUCCUUCAGAACAUGAGCUUGGAUUUCUCAAUGAAAAUGCCAAGAGAUAUAUUCGUCAGCUUCCUCAGUAUCAAAAACAGUCUUUAGCUGAGAAAUUUCCACGUGUACAUCCAGCAGCUAUUGAUCUUGUUGAAAAAAUGCUCACAUUUGAUCCUCGACAGAGAAUUACAGUUGAAGAUGCCCUAGCACAUCCUUACCUGAACUCGCUGCACGACAUCAGCGACGAGCCAGUAUGCAUGACCCCAUUUAGCUUUGACUUCGAGCAACAUGCUUUGUCUGAAGAGCAGAUGAGGGAAUUGAUCUAUCGUGAGGCUCUUGCAUUCAAUCCUGAAUUUCAUCAGGCGUGAAGAUCUGCUGCGAUGUUGCUGUUGCUCUAAAUAGCAUCUCUUGAUAUUGUUAUAUCCCUGUCUUGUUUUCUUUGUGUACAUAUAAUGUCCAGCGGGAAAAUGGAUGGAUAUGUAUUUUAGCAUUUGAUUCUGCAUAAUUCAGGGCAUUUAUGAUUGGUUAUAUUGUCUGCAACUCUAUGAGUGUAAUCCUUCUUUCUUUCUUUAAUUUCCUUUUGUAUUUUUUAGGGUUAAAUCUCGAGGUUUUAUCCAAUUUCCCACUCUUCAUUUUCAUGGCUUCACAUUGUAUUAGAUGUUUUGUUAUGAAGGACGAGGCUAAUAAUCCAUUAAUUGAAGUUUCCUUUAUCAGUUCUAGCA